Molecule: messenger RNA, 1051 nt
Organism: Zea mays
Lineage: Eukaryota; Viridiplantae; Streptophyta; Magnoliopsida; Poales; Poaceae
Exons: 3
Coding region: 392-820 (142 amino acids)
Source: RefSeq, a predicted model, not a curated record
CAAUUAAAGUAAAAUGAAUUGAUGCUCACGAGACAGUGCGGGGGCUAACCUUGGCAAAAUCAUGGUCGACGGCUGCGCAGCCUGCCGGUGCUCGGCGUGCGGCGACUACCCCACGGGCCAGCGUGGUGUCGGGCAAGAUGCAUGCCGACAUGCGAAAGGCAGCUGACGAUGAAGGAGUGCCUCUUCUAUGCGCGCAGAAUCGGUAGGUGAAGAGAGGAGAGAAGGAUGGUCGUGUGCGUGCGGUGCCAUCCCAUCCCAGGUAAGGCGAGCGCGAGAGCGAGAAAACGGCGCUGCGACCGACAGUAGAUUCGCUCGUCCGGGUAGAUUAUUCGCGCGCGCGCGAGGAAUAUUCCAGUCUGCAGCUCUGAAUAUGCCGUGACCAUAUCAUUUAAUGGGAUUAUCGGUACGGGCCUCAGCCCAACAAACAAAAUGGAUCGUGGCCCACUGGACCACGGUCGUAGACGGGCUGGGCGUCGAAGUCUCUCCGCUCAAGACACGGGCCCACGUCCACAGAUCGGAGGAGAGCACUGGCUUGUAUCCCUCUGGCCUCUCUCGUCUCCAGCGACGGCAGCGGGCGAGGGUUACGCGAAGGCGAAGCGGAGUAGUGGAAGCAGAGGCGGCAGCCAUGGCGGUGAUGGAGAAGCUCAAGAUCUUUGUCGUUAAGGAGCCCGUAGUCGCGGCCUCCUGCCUCAUCGCUGGAUUCGGUCUCUUUCUUCCAGCAGUUGUCCGGCCAAUCCUGGAUUCAUGGCAGACCGCGGAACAAGUUCCUCCACCUCUUCUAAAUGAUGUGGUUGCAGGUGUCACCGGCAAGAAAAAGUAGUAAACUUGCAUUGUUUUCUCAUGCCAAUAUUGCCCCACAUUUUCUUCCCCGUGUUUUUUCUGGCGACCAGAUUGGAAGGCUUUUCCCAAGAGUGUCUUGAACUCUAGAUGGUAUCCGCGGAAUAAUCAUUGUACCUGAAUCAUAUACUGCAAUGUGGCAGUUAUGAAAAUCUUUCCCCUCCUACAAAGGUUGAUAGAAUGCCAUACCCUUUGAACUGUGUUCGAGAUGUCA